Molecule: messenger RNA, 600 nt
Organism: Cicer arietinum (chickpea)
Lineage: Eukaryota; Viridiplantae; Streptophyta; Magnoliopsida; Fabales; Fabaceae
Product: large ribosomal subunit protein uL6m
Biological process (GO): translation
Cellular component (GO): ribosome
Molecular function (GO): structural constituent of ribosome; rRNA binding
Source: RefSeq, a predicted model, not a curated record
GAAACUGAUUUGCUUUGGAAUAAAAUGGAGGCCAAAUUUUUUCGCUUUCUUAAGAUUGUGGGUGUUGGAUACAAAGCUAGAGCUGAAUCUGCAGGGCGUCUAUUGUAUCUCAAAUUGGGGUACAGUCACGAGGUGGAAUUAGCGGCACCUCCUGCUGUCCGUGUUUUCUGCUUCAAAAACAAUGUAAUUUGUUGUACUGGAAUAGACAAGCAAAGGGUGCAUCAGUUUGCAGCUACUGUUCGCAAUUGUAAGCCACCUGAAGUUUACAAAGGGAAAGGCAUAAUGUAUACUGAUGAAGUUAUCAAGAAAAAACAAGGAAAGAAGUCUAAAUGAUCAUAUAAUCUUAGUCAAUUUCAUGAAGUCUACGAAUCAGGUGCAUAUUGGCUAUUGCCUAGACUUUGCAGAAUUGUUUCCUCUAGCCUUUGAACAAUUUCAGUGUUAGAAUUCUUAAAUAGAGCAUCAUGGAUAAUCAAGUUUCAAAUAACAGCAUUUUCUUUUGCUUUAAUAUGAUUGAUAAGUAUCAUUUAGAGAUUAUCUUUGUUGAGACAUUUUAUCUAUUUUAUAAGAUUAUAAAAUUAUGACUCAUUUUUUGUCUGGCUA